UGAAAUUUCUCCCCUCUUGCUUCCAAAUUCUUGGUACCCCUCCUCCCACUCUGCCACACUCUGCCCUCGACAAAUUUUCCUUCUCUUUGACCUACAAAACAACCAACCAGCUAGUCGUCGGUGGUUGUUUUGCGACUCUUUGCAUUUUUCUACUUUUCCACUUUCACAACAAUAGGUCUUCUCUAGAAGAGAACCAUUAGGGUGAAUUGUGCGACAACGAAGUGCAAUCUAGGUCACUUCUUCAUCGACACAAAUUCGUCACCCCGCCUUGAACUUGAUCAACUUCGCCAGUUGUUCAAAAAUAAAAAAAACACAUAGCAGUAUUUCUACGACAAUACCGCCAAGAUGGUCAACUUCACGAUCGACGAGAUUAGGACCCUUAUGGACAAGCCUACCAAUGUCCGUAAUAUGUCCGUUAUUGCCCACGUCGACCACGGCAAAUCUACCCUGACCGACUCUCUCUUGGCUAAAGCCGGUAUCAUCUCCACCGCAAAAGCUGGUGAUGCCCGAGCUACAGAUACAAGAGCUGAUGAGCAGGAACGUGGUAUCACUAUCAAGUCCACUGCCAUCUCCCUAUAUGGCAACCUACCCAGUGAUGAUGACAUCAAGGACAUUGUCGGCCAGAAGACCGACGGCAGAGAUUUCUUGAUCAACCUGAUCGACUCCCCUGGUCACGUUGAUUUCUCAUCUGAAGUUACUGCUGCUCUCCGUGUCACUGACGGUGCCCUUGUCGUUGUCGACACCAUUGAGGGUGUCUGUGUCCAGACCGAGACUGUCUUGCGACAGGCUCUUUCUGAGCGCAUCAAGCCUGUUGUCGUCAUCAACAAGGUCGAUCGUGCUCUUCUCGAGCUUCAGGUCUCCAAGGAAGACUUGUACCAGUCCUUUUCGCGAACCAUUGAGUCCGUGAACGUCGUCAUCUCCACAUAUCUCGACAAAUCCCUAGGUGACCUCCAGGUUUACCCUGAAAAGGGAACUGUUGCUUUCGGUUCUGGUCUCCACGGCUGGGCCUUCACCAUUCGUCAAUUUGCCAUGCGAUAUGCCAAGAAGUUCGGUGUUGACCGUAACAAGAUGAUGGAGCGUCUAUGGGGUGACAACUACUUCAACACCGCAACCAAGAAGUGGACCAACAAGGGUACCCACGAAGGCAAGCAGCUUGAGCGUGCUUUCAACCAAUUUAUCCUGGACCCCAUUUUCAAGAUCUUCUCGGCUGUCAUGAACUUCAAGCAGGAUGAGAUCGCCACUCUCCUCACCAAGCUUGAGCUCAAGCUACCCACCGAGGACAAGGAUAAGGAAGGCAAGCAGCUAUUGAAGGCUGUCAUGCGAACUUUCCUUCCCGCUGCUGAUUCUCUUUUGGAGAUGAUGAUUCUCCACCUGCCUUCUCCUGUUACGGCUCAGAGGUAUCGUGUUGAGACUCUGUACGAGGGUCCCCCUGAUGAUGAGGCCGCUAUUGGUAUUCGUGACUGUGACCCCAAGGGUCCCCUCAUGCUUUACGUGUCCAAGAUGGUGCCGACCUCUGAUAAGGGUCGUUUCUACGCUUUCGGUCGUGUCUUCUCCGGUACCGUCAAGUCCGGUCUUAAGGUCCGCAUCCAGGGCCCCAACUACACUCCCGGAAAGAAGGAGGACCUUUUCAUCAAGGCCAUCCAGCGUACCGUCCUGAUGAUGGGUGGCAAGGUCGAGCCUAUUGACGACAUGCCCGCUGGUAACAUUGUCGGUCUGGUUGGUAUCGACCAGUUCCUUCUCAAGUCUGGUACCCUGUCUACCAUUGACACCGCACACAACCUUAAGGUCAUGAAGUUCUCCGUGUCCCCUGUCGUCCAGCGAUCCGUCCAGGUCAAGAACGCUCAGGAUCUACCCAAGCUAGUCGAAGGUCUUAAGCGUCUGUCCAAAUCCGAUCCUUGUGUCUUGACGUCGACCUCGCCGUCUGGUGAGCACGUCGUUGCUGGCGCUGGUGAGCUGCAUCUUGAGAUUUGCUUGAAGGAUCUUGAGGACGACCAUGCCGGUGUUCCUCUGAUCAUCUCCGACCCCGUUGUCCAGUACCGUGAGACCGUCGCUGGCAAGUCAAGCAUGACUGCUCUUUCCAAGUCGCCCAACAAGCACAACCGUAUCUACAUGGUUGCUGAGCCUAUCGACGAGGAGCUUGCCAAGACGAUCGAGGAGGGCAAGAUUGGACCCCGUGAUGAUUUCAAGGCCCGUGCCCGUACUCUAGCUGAUGACUUCGGCUGGGAUGUCACCGAUGCCCGAAAGAUCUGGUGCUUCGGUCCCGACACCGUUGGCGCUAACUUGUUGGUUGACCAGACCAAGGCUGUGCAGUACCUGAACGAAAUCAAGGACUCCGUUGUCUCUGGUUUCCAAUGGGCGUCGCGUGAAGGACCUGUUGCUGAGGAGCCCAUGCGUGCUGUCCGAUUUAACAUUCUUGAUGUUACUCUACACGCUGAUGCCAUCCACAGAGGUGGUGGUCAGAUCAUCCCCACUGCCCGACGUGUGCUGUACGCUGCUGCGCUACUUGCCAACCCGGCGCUCAUGGAGCCCGUCUUCUUGGUUGAGAUCCAGGUGCCUGAGCAGGCCAUGGGUGGCGUGUACGGUGUCCUAACCCGAAGGAGAGGUCACGUCUUCAACGAGGAGCAACGUCCUGGUACUCCUCUAUUCACCAUCAAGGCUUAUCUACCCGUCAUGGAGUCUUUCGGCUUCAACGGUGACCUCCGACAAGCCACCUCCGGCCAGGCUUUCCCUACCUUGGUCUUCGACCACUGGCAGAUCCUGCCCGGUGGCUCGCCGCUCGAGAAGACCUCCAAGGUCGGACAAAUCGUCGAGACGAUGCGCAAGCGCAAGGGCCUCAAGGUCGAGGUACCCGAUUUCAACAACUACUACGACAAGCUAUAAAAAGUUUCUCUCGAUACUUUAUAGACUACGACCUAGUGCCAAUUAUUGGCGAAUAUCAUGUGGCGACUCGGUACUUUUCCCCUGAGUUUGUCGGAUGGAUAAUACGAUCUUUUAGAAGGUCAGAAAGAAAUAAACUGCGGCCGUGGAUACAGAAAAGCUAUGAAAAUGCACUGCGCAGGAAACUUUCAAUAGCUAUCGUACAUCUGGUUUGCUUGUACUCUCGAUGCAAUUAACGAUUUUUAAGACAAUUAUUAUAUGAUGUUAGAUGUGACUGUUGCUUGUUUACAUGUUUGCGUAUGACUUGAUGGCAUGUAUGUGUUUGAGUUCAACUACUUCCUACUACCUACCUGCAUAGUAUUUCCCCUUGCUUCUGAGAGUAGAUGAUCGUGAAGCUACAUCUAUAUACAAUGUGAGAGAGAAUAAAUCUAUUUGAAUUGGC
Messenger RNA from Hypoxylon fragiforme, 3319 nucleotides. Its product is annotated as P-loop containing nucleoside triphosphate hydrolase protein. The transcript is spliced from 4 exons. Gene Ontology annotation, biological process: translational elongation. Gene Ontology annotation, molecular function: ribosome binding; GTPase activity; GTP binding. Gene Ontology annotation, cellular component: cytosol; ribonucleoprotein complex. Lineage: Eukaryota; Fungi; Ascomycota; Sordariomycetes; Xylariales; Hypoxylaceae. The record is from RefSeq and is a predicted model, not a curated record. Bases 346 to 2880 code for a protein of 844 amino acids.